AUGGGGAACUCUCAGUGUGCUGGCAAACAGGGAGCUGAUUGGCGCCCGUGGGGCCUGGAGUUUGACCCUGGUGGCGGCCCUAUGGGAGGGUACAGCAGCGCCCACGGGCCAGGUCGAUGGGACCUCAACGGCCAGUGCCAAGACUUUCGGGGCCACAUGGGAAGUGACUGGGCUGUGAAUGGCUCAAAUAUAGGGCUACUGCAGGAACCCAAUUGUCUUUAG
Penicillium robsamsonii is the source of this 222-nucleotide messenger RNA. RefSeq lists its product as uncharacterized. The coding region runs from base 1 to 222 and encodes 73 amino acids. The record is from RefSeq and is a predicted model, not a curated record. Lineage: Eukaryota; Fungi; Ascomycota; Eurotiomycetes; Eurotiales; Aspergillaceae. The transcript has a single exon.